This is a messenger RNA of Ostertagia ostertagi, 192 nucleotides long. Lineage: Eukaryota; Metazoa; Nematoda; Chromadorea; Rhabditida; Trichostrongylidae. The record is from the annotation of a GenBank genome assembly.
AUGCCUAGACAGGUGUUGCCUAUUUCAUUCGGUCACCUCGUACAACCAGAAAAGUAUCCUCCACCAACGGAACUGCUCGAUCAGCAGUCUCUUCCAAUAUCUGCGCUAAAGAACGAACACUUCGAAGCUGUAUUCCAGGCGAAAGAAUUAAAAUAUUCAUUCCAGAAUCUUGUCGACUACUUUCCCAUCUAG